AUGAUGCGAUUGCGAUUAUGGAAAAUCGCGCCGGCACUUCGCCAACAGCCGGGUUCCAAUUGUAUUCGCGGUAUUGCGACGGGUGGACGAGUGACGAAUGAAGAUCGCCGCUGGUGGCUCAUUCACCUCGAGUGUGCGCCGGAUGUGACGCCGGGGACCUUCAUUGCCUGGCUGGACUGCUGCGGCACCCACACCACGAAGAAGUUGAUUGAGCGGAAUGUGUGGACAAUUGAACAGGUGGCCCAACUCGACUCGGAUCAGGUGGAUGAACUUAAAUAUAAGGAGGGAUGUCUAAAGAUGGAUAUUGUGUGGGAACAUGCUCGGACCAUCAUCACACCACUUCGCCAACGGGAGGUGACGGGUGGAGUGGAGUCGGAGUUGCAGAGUAGAAUUUUAGAACUUCGUAAGAAACGUGAGUUGGAACGCAAGCGGGAGGAGUUGCUGAAGGAGCGGGCGAAUGUAAAUGAGCAGCGGGAGGCCACACUUCGAAAGUUGCGGGAGGCGAUCGCAGCAAAGAAAGCGGCUAUGCUUCAGAAGAAACAGGAGGCAACAGAGAAUUCUGGUAAUAGUGGUAGUGGUGAUAAUAAUAGCAGUAGCAACAACACUGGUGUGGAAUCCGCACGAUAA
This is a messenger RNA of Trypanosoma theileri, 627 nucleotides long. RefSeq lists its product as uncharacterized. Bases 1 to 627 code for a protein of 208 amino acids. NCBI's taxonomy places the organism in Eukaryota, Euglenozoa, Kinetoplastea, Trypanosomatida, Trypanosomatidae. The transcript has a single exon. The record is from RefSeq and is a predicted model, not a curated record.